Molecule: messenger RNA, 2062 nt
Organism: Acanthopagrus latus (yellowfin seabream)
Lineage: Eukaryota; Metazoa; Chordata; Actinopteri; Spariformes; Sparidae
Gene: mettl22
Product: methyltransferase like 22
Exons: 1
Coding region: 818-2002 (394 amino acids)
Biological process (GO): protein methylation
Cellular component (GO): nucleus
Molecular function (GO): protein methyltransferase activity
Source: RefSeq, a predicted model, not a curated record
CAGCUGUGUUCAGGCUGGACAGAUAUUCUGUUUACAAAGUCUUUCUUAUGUGUUUCUUGGUAUUAAAAAAAUAGUAAGAACAUUUAAAAAAUACAGAGCAAAAAUGUUACAAUAAACACAUUGUUCAUAAUGUUGUCAUCAUUAAUAACAAGUUAGUGUUGUUAUUGUUCAAAUCAGGUGAUUAAAAACACGACAUUUUACAUACAAUCUGUAGCAUUUGACAAAUAAUCAGUCCUGUCGAUAUUAUGAGGUUAAAUCUGACCGUUUGAAAAUCCAGAAGUAUGAAUCUCUUUCUCUGUGUAAUGAGGUGUGUGUAAAUAUCCAACAGUACAGUUUUAUAAAGAUCUGCUAUGUAAAGGUUUAUGACAUACAGCUGUCCAAAGACAAACACGUAUUAAAGGAAUUAUAAUAACUAUGUAAGACACAAUCAGAGACGUGUGGUGAAUAAUUCAUUAACAUACAACAUAUACAAAAGUCUGUUAUUCAUCCAUAAAGACCAACUGAGGCAGUUUAAUACUUCCUACAUUCGCCUGUUUAGAUUCAAACAUGAAAUAUUUUUGUAAUCACAGAUUUUAAAUGAACUGUUCUGCUGGACCGUCCGUCAGCUCCGUGUCCGGCCGGCAGGCGGCGCCUCUGACGGCUGACCUACAUUCAACAUGUGUCGUUGUCUCCUCCAGCAGCCAAUCACAGCGCUCCUUCCCGGAAACAGCUGAUGAGCCAUCUUCAGCUCCUCAGAGGGGAGCAUGAAGGAUUAUCUGAGCCUGAGGACGGACUGCUGACCCGGAGACUCUGCUCCUCGGCCCGGUACUGAUCCGACAUGGACCGGAUCACCUUCCACUACGACACGGUUCUGUCGGACGUGCACAUGCUGCUGCCCAACGCCCGGCACCUCAUGAGCCGCCUGAACCGGGUCGGACAGCCCGUCUUCAUCUCUAAGUUCAAGAUCCUGUCAGACAGCGAGAGAGCCGCGACGGAGGAGACGGAGGUGACGGACGACACACGGGGACAAGAUGGAGGACGUGUGGAAGCAUCAGUGGAUGAGGACGGAGAUUUUGAGAUCACGCACCGGCCGAGAAGCCCUCCAGAGGGGAGCGGCCGAGACCCGGUCUGUCCCGUCAUCCUCCAUCAGUCCGACCCUGGUCAGGAGGAGCAGCAGGAGGAGGAGCAGGAGGAGCAGCAGGAGGAGGAGCAGGAGGGUGAAAUCGUUAUUAGGAUCGAGCACACCAUGGCCACCCCGCUGGAGGACGUCGGGAAGCAGGUGUGGAGGGGGGCGUGUCUCCUGGCCGACUUCAUCCUCUCUGAUCCGGGUCGUUUCAGAGGCGCCACCGUCCUCGAGCUCGGAGCGGGAACAGGUCUGACCAGCAUCACCAUGGCAACUGCCGCCAAGACAGUGUACUGCACAGAUGUGGGCGAAGACCUACUGAGCAUGUGCGAGAGGAACGUGGCGUUAAACAAGCACGUGACGGAGGCCUCGGGCGGGCAGGUGAAGGUGAGGCACCUGGACUGGCUCCAGCAGGACCUGCCCACUGACGCUGAGGUGGAGUUCAGCUGGACGGAGGCAGAAGUGGCGGAUCUGUACAACAACACGAGCGUCAUCAUCGCUGCUGAUGUUUGUUACGAUGACGAGCUGACGGACGGCCUCUUCCGGACUCUGCACCGCCUCUGCAGCCACUUCAGCCACACCUGCACCGUCCUCUUCUCCCUGGAGAGGAGGAUGAACUUCACCCUGCGGCACAUGGACGUCUCCUGCGAGGCCUACGACCACUUCAGCCGCUGCCUGUCGCAGCUGGAGGAGGUGGAGGACGACCGGUGCAGCUUCAGCGUGCAGCGGCUGCCCACGGACUUCCCUCAGUUCCUGCUGUAUGAGCGCAUCGAGCAGCUGGAGCUGUGGAGGGUCACCUCCACCCCUCACCACGCCCGAGAUCACCACGCCCAAGAUCACCACGCCCGAGCUGCUGUGACCGUCGGCGGCCCGGAGGUCAGCGCACAAACCUCCAGCUAACAGUGGAACGACAGCAGCUUCACCCGUUAAUGUGACUAAUAAAGUUUUUAAAAGUUUUAA